This is a messenger RNA of Columba livia (rock pigeon), 4085 nucleotides long. RefSeq names its product gamma-glutamylamine cyclotransferase (gene GGACT). The record is from RefSeq and is a predicted model, not a curated record. Lineage: Eukaryota; Metazoa; Chordata; Aves; Columbiformes; Columbidae. The transcript has 2 exons. Gene Ontology annotation, molecular function: gamma-glutamylaminecyclotransferase activity. Bases 372 to 854 code for a protein of 160 amino acids. Gene Ontology annotation, cellular component: cytosol.
GCGGCAGCCGUUGGGCCCAACCGUUCCCCUCGCGCCGCCCGGCCGCUGCCGCUAUCGUUGGUCCGCCCGGGUGGGGCGGCCACGGAGAAGGGCUCUGCCGGCUCUCCGGUGGAAGCGGGCUUAGGGGCCCAUUGCCGGUCGGCGGUGGCCGUGGGGUGGAGCUGCAAGCGACUGGGCGCCUUCCGCCCCCAGCCGCUGGGCUGAGGGCUCCUGCGCCGGGCACCGCGCUGCCUUUCUCCUCACCGGGCCUGUAGGGUGACAAACAGCGGCGUGCCUCAGCGUGCCGGCGACAGCUGGGCUGCUGGCGGCCUGUUGCUCCAGUCGUACAAGCCAGUUCGGGGAGAUCCGUGACUGAACUUGGAACGGCGCUGAUGGCCCAAGUUGCUUUUGCAGGUACGAUGGCUCGUGUCUUCGUCUACGGCACACUGAAGAAGGGCCAACCCAACUACAAGCACAUGAUCAACACGGCCAAGGGGCUAGCAAAAUUCCAAGGAAGGGGCCGCACGGCAGAGAAGUACCCACUGGUGAUAGCAGGAAAAUACAACAUUCCUUACAUGCUGAACAUCCCGGGGACAGGACACCACAUUGCUGGGGAGAUUUACACGGUUGAUGAUCAGAUGCUGCAGUUCCUGGAUGAGUUUGAAGGCUGCCCAGACAUGUACCAGCGUACCCUGAAGAGAAUCGAGGUGGUGGAGUGGGAAGGGAAGGGCGGCGCGGGUGAGGGUGUCAUGGAGUGCUUCGUGUACAGCACAACGACGUACCCACCCGAGUGGGUCAGCCUUCCCUACCAUGACAGUUACGACUCCUCCGGGAAACAUGGCCUCUCCUACGUCCUACGUGAAAGCCGGGAUUAGAAAUGGGAGGUAACACAGCCCGGCCGAAGAUGUAGUACUAAGCCCAUGUCGACGAGUAACCCUCCCAGGAAAGUUGUAAUACCUUUCUAUUAAUACAGGAUAUCUUGUAACCUUCCCAACCCAGGCGCCUUGGCACUACUGUUCAAGUCUUGCAGGCCCAGAGGUGGGGACUCGUCCCCAGUCAGUGUCCUCCUCAUCCCCGCUAACCUGCUGCCAGUCACCAGGUUUGCAUGAAGUGUAAAAAUCACUGUAUCUGUGCACAUCUGUUCUGAGGUCCAGUUAUUUUUCUCCAUUUCCCCCCUUUGCCUCAGUCACUGAGGUCACUGAAAAGCAGAGGAACAGACCAAUUUUAUUUUUUUUACCUGACUUGACAAAUUUUCUUGUGUAGUUCUCCAAGGUGGCUGGAAUAAUGAUGAUACUAUUGCACUAACAGCUGAAACAGAGUAAAAAAAUUCAUGUCUGCAAACAGAGUAAAAAAAUUCAUGUCUGCAAACAGAGUAAAGCACAACUCACAUAUAAUACUGACUUGUAAUGGUUUUUAGUAGAUUACUGAAUGUAGAUGGGGAGAGAUGACAUAUAGAUAUUACGCACUUUAAGACAUAUUAAAUUGCUGGAGAAACUGAGAAAAUUUAAAGACUAUUCUUGUUCUCUGUUGUUUUCCCGAGCUGGAAAAGAGUAUUUUAAAAACAUAUUUAGUUUUAUAAGGUACUGUGAAGAAGUAUUUUAAAAGUAUAAGAAAAUUACAUUUAAAAUUACCAUUUUAAUUUAGCUUUCUAAGCACUUCAGGCACCACCUCAGUUCACUGAGUGACUGUGGGGUUGGGGAACAGGGGUUGGUAUUGGGGACCAGGAAAAGCAAACCUGGUAUCAGCUGCCCACCACACUACGGCAGCUGCAGCUGUUGUGAGCACUUACCAUCAAGGUGACUUUUACUCAAGCAUGAUGCAGAACUUGAAACCAUAUGCAAACUGAAUUGCUUAUCGAGGGAAAGAUUUUUUUGUAUACAUUAUAAAAAAAAAAUAUCCAAAGGAUCAGGAGUAUGAUUAUUGCAACAUUAAACUGGAAAAAAAAGUAAAAGAAGACUAUUGCCCCCCUGACCCAACCAACUGUGCUGGUUUCUGUACAAUCUGGGAAAAUUGUCGCUUUCUGUUAUGUUGCUGUGCCUUAUAUUUUCUUUCAAAUGCAGUGUUUGGUACAUAUAGAUUGUACAGUAUACAAAGCUGCCAAAGGGAUGUGAGCGGGGAACGUAAGCCAUGCAGUGAGCCAAAGUACAAUUCAAUGUCUCGAGGAUGCCAUUAAGAACAAUAUUGUACUUUUGCUUCAUUGCCAGUAGCACCGUGAUGGCCUGAGGAGAUCUGGGGCACGGAUCAGCCUAGAGAUCCAGGGUAAGACAUCCGCCUGAACUGACCAGGAACAGGCACUGCCACCUCUCAUUCAGAAAAACAGACAGAAAGCUUGGGUUGCUGCAGGAGGCAAAUUAAGUAGUUUUAAAGUAGAAUAGUCACGUUUCUCUUCACCACACUACUUUUUUUUCAGUUUAGGGCAACCUGCAGAAGCUGAGCUGUGCCCCUUUGGAAGGGCAAGGUGGCAUUAAGGAGAUUUGUAGGAAAAACUGCAGGGUGUCUGCCUCAGUUUCUCUGGCUCCAAAAGCAUUCGCUUUCCUUUUGGGCAGGCACUACCCAAACACUCUCUUUCCUCAUCUUGAUGGGUUUUUUUAAACUAAUUAACAAAGGCAGAUCCUUGUACUACAUUAUUCCAUCUUGGCUGUGUGAUUUAGUUGGCAGCUUCUCAAUCACAUGAAAAAAUGCCUCUUUAAUCAAAAGUUUCAAGCAGAAUGAACCAUUCUGGUUAAACAUGAGUCAGCAGCCCCGCCACAGCCUGUUUUCAUCCUUCACCUUCCAGUAAAUGGCCCAGGCACCUCUGGCCAGAGGGGUUUUUCUGGGAAGUUGUGUGACUCUGCACAUUCUAGACAAGAAAAUGAGAGCAGGUCCCCUCCUCUCCGGGACAGUGGUCAAGGCACAGCAGGAACAGCCCAGGAGCACGCAGCAGUGGGGACCCAGGGAAUAGCACGGGGACAGAGAAGAUGAUGCUCACAGUGUGCAGGUGUCGCUGUUCUGGUGAGCUGCAGGUGCUGGCUUACUGAGGGAAGUCAAUUAAUGGAAGCAGGAGCCUCUGAGAACCACACAUUAACAUUAUGAACCCAGUAAAAUCUUCUGGUAUCUUCACCAUCCUGCAGCACUGAGUUCCUGAAUGAGGAGGGGAAAAGAAAAAUACAUCCUCUUACCUGUUCUGAGCAAGUCACCAGCGCUCUCACUUCUGUUCAAGUCUUUUACAUCUUCCUCCUCUCCAGGUGCUCUGCUUUCCCAACACUGGAUAUGCAGCUCUUCCAGCAGGAUAUAGUCCUGUGUUACGAACAGCCCUAGUUCUUCACGCAGGCUUUAGCAAGAGCCUCUGCACAACAAAAGAUCAGACACUUGGGUGUCCCUUUCGUGUAGGAGUUGGGACUUGGCCUGAGGGACAGCAAGUGCCUCUAGCAACACCCUGGGGUGGCCAUGGGGCAGCUCCUUCUGGAAGGACUUGCAUCCAGUGAUCAACAGAAAGAAGAUAAAGGGGAGGAAAAUUUGAGUAUGGAGUCUGAAUACAAGAAGAAAAUUCCCUUACAACUGUAAAUGAAAAUACACAGGGAAAGUCUGCACUAGCAAAAUAAAACAUCUAACCUGUAAUUUAAAUCUAGUCUAUACAAAGGCUUCAAAAUAUUACAGAGCAGAAUUUAAGCCAUCAGCAGUAUUUUUUCAGUGCUUACACAGAGUGUAGGAAAACUGCUUGCUUAACCACCCAGUGGUUAUUUUUCACUCUUACCAACUAUUUUGUACAGUUUGGGGCCUCAAACCAGUGAUACUAUAAUGGAGAAGAUGAAUCGGAUAUGGGCUUUUGUUUUCUUUUUUUUUUUUUUAAAGAGGCUUUUCCUGUUUUAAAGCAGAAAUGGUAUUUUAUUGAUUUUAUUUGAUCCUGGAAAAAAAUCAAAGAAUUACAAAGGUUAUGUACAAGUAUUUCUGGACGUAAAAAUCUGGGAUCUGUUGCCAAGGUUUAACAUCUGUGUUUGCUGCCUUAACCACUGAUGAUACAAUAAAUAUGACUGUAUAAAAUCCGGCACAUAGGACUGUCCAUCUUCCGUGUUGAAUUGCCUUAAUUUUACUUUAUGGAUGGAAAUAAUAAAGGUUUAGCUAAUUCA